AUGGACUCCACUACUAGCACCACCAACACCACCGCCACCGCCAGCAAGGCUCCAGUCCGACCCAAGUUUGACUGGUACGAGACGGACUCGGCGCUGGUCAUCAACGUGCUGGUGAAGCGGCUCGCCCCCGAGUCGGUUUCGGUGGCCUUCGAGCCGCGAUCCCUUCUCUUCAAGUACAGCGGUCCUCCGACUUCCGCCGCCUCCGAUGGUGGUGAUAACUUCGCCAGCGAGCCGCUGGAGCUGGCACUGAACUUUCCCAGCAGCAUCAUCCCCGGCGAGUGCAGCUUCCGGGUGAGCGCUGUCAAGGCUGAGGUGAAGCUGCGCAAGGUGGCCAAUCUUCGCUGGGGCAAGCUCGAGGCCACCGAAAUCUCCACCGCCGUUCCGAUGGCCUCCCUCUCCAGCCUGCCGCCCGAGGAGGCGGUGGUGAGCGAGGUGAUCGCCAAGCCGCAGCAGAAGCUCGCCCGCCUGGAGGCCCUGCUGAAGGAGCAGGAGAAGGAGGAGGAGGAGCACCAGGGAGUCGACCGGCUUUUCCAGUCGAUCUACGCCAAUGCGGACGAGAACACCCGCCGAGCGAUGAACAAGUCCUUCAUGGAGUCGAACGGAACCGUCCUCAGCACCAACUGGGCCGAGGUGGGCAGCAAGCAGGUGGAGAUGGCGCCCGGCGAGGGCGCAGAGUGGAAGAAGUUUGAGCAGUGA
Messenger RNA from Rhagoletis zephyria (snowberry fruit fly), 696 nucleotides. The record is from RefSeq and is a predicted model, not a curated record. NCBI's taxonomy places the organism in Eukaryota, Metazoa, Arthropoda, Insecta, Diptera, Tephritidae.